AUGGCUUGGUGCCGCGGUUUCCAGGGCAAACGUCAGAGAAGACAGGCGGCUGUAAGCCGCGAGUUGCAGGACAUUACAUUGUUGGAAACCAUCCUAAUUUACUGUGAUGCUACUGCAUAUACUAGGUUAGCAACCCCGCGUGACACUCAGAUUGUGCGGAGCAGUGCAGCUUCACAUCCCCAACUUACUGAGGCCUUAUGA
Messenger RNA from Plasmopara halstedii, 201 nucleotides. RefSeq lists its product as uncharacterized. The transcript has 2 exons. The record is from RefSeq and is a predicted model, not a curated record. Lineage: Eukaryota; Oomycota; Peronosporomycetes; Peronosporales; Peronosporaceae. Bases 1 to 201 code for a protein of 66 amino acids.